UGGAGUAGGAAGUCUGAUUUAGUGACCCCAUAUGUCCUUUUCCCUUCAUGUAUAAAAUAUUUGUUUUGUGUUUUUUCACUACACAUAUACUAUAAAAAUUUAAACUUUUUUUUUUUUUUUCAAACCCCACAAAUAGCCCUGAGGGAACAGAACAGGUCUGCAAAGGACAAGAUUUUCUGUACCAUAAUGAGAUGAGUUUCAAAUUUGUUAAUCAUUACAAUUGAUUACAACAGGAUGAGGGAGAUAAUAAAAGCCACCCCUGAAACUGAACUAGUAUAAGGCUAAUUAUUUCUUCUUAUUAGAGAAAGAGAGAAAAAAAAAGACCAAUAAAAGAUCAACAAACUGGACCCUAUAGAUGGAUAAGUGUUGUAUAUAUGUCUUGUCUGCCUACAUAUAUUGUGCUUUGACAAGAAAGCUUUGAUCUUUAGUACUGCUUCUUAGAGUCUCUCGUUCUUAUUUGUUUUUUGCUCUAGAACAAGACUUGUUGGUUUCUUGAAAAGUUCAAGAAUGGUGUAAAGGGUUUUUGCAUGGCUAGUCAAGGAAUAGGAGAGACUGGUUUGACAGACUCUGGACCAUCAUCACAUUCACACCAUAACCACAAUAUGCCAUAUGCUGUUUAUAGGGGGAUAAAUCCUGCUAGCACAAGUUUCAUUAAUCAAGAAAGUUCUGGUUUUGAUUUUGGAGAGCUAGAAGAAGCUUUUGUACUACAAGGAUUUAAGAUUAGUAAUGAUGAAGCUAAAGCAUCUUUAUAUGCAGCAGCAGCAGCCACAGGGAAACCUGCUGCAACUCUGGAGAUGUUCCCUUCUUGGCCUAUGAGAUUCCAACAGACCCCAAGAGAGAAGUCAAAAUCAAGAGAAGAGAGUACUGAUUCUGGUUCACUUUCAAGUAGAGUUCAACCCCAUUUAGAGCCAGAAUCACCCAUCAGUAGAAAGGCAUCUUCAGACCAUCAACAAAAUCAACUUCACAUAACACACAAAUCUCAAGAACAGCAACAGCAACUCCAAAAUAUGGCAAGUAAUAAUCCAAGAACAGGAGGUUUACAAACUGAACUAGCAGCUUCCAAAUCCAACAGUGAAAAGAAAAAGGGUGCUGCUUCAACUUCAGAGAGGGUACUUGAUCCAAAGACAUUGAGACGUUUAGCUCAAAAUAGAGAAGCAGCAAAGAAAAGCAGGAUAAGAAAAAAAGCUUAUGUACAACAGCUUGAAACAAGUAGGAUGAGACUUUCUCAGCUAGAACAAGAACUUCAAAGGGCUAGCUCUCAGGGGAUUUUCUUGGGAGGUGGUACUACUGCUGGUUCCAAUAUCAGCUCAGGUGCUGCAAUAUUUGACAUGGAAUAUUCAAGGUGGUUGGAUGAUGAUCAAAGGCACAUGUCCGAACUUCGAACUGCAUUACAAGCACAUUUAUCAGAUGGUGAUCUUAGACUAAUAGUUGAUGGAUACAUUGCUCAUUACGACGAAAUUUUCUGCCUGAAAGGAGUGGCAGCAAAAUCUGAUGUAUUUCAUUUAAUUACUGGAAUGUGGACAACUCCAGCUGAACGUUGCUUCCUUUGGAUGGGUGGUUUUAGGCCUUCUGAGCUGAUCAAGAUGUUGAUAGGACAAUUGGACCCUUUAACAGAGCAACAAGUAGUUGGAAUAUACAGCCUCCAGCAAUCUUCUCAACAGGCAGAGGAUGCACUUUCACAGGGAUUGGAACAACUACAACAAUCUUUAAUUGAUACUAUUGCCACUGCUUCUCUACAUGAUGGCAUGCAUCAUAUGGCUCUUGCUUUAGGCAAGCUCUCCAAUCUUGAAGGAUUUGUUCGUCAGGCUGAUAAUUUGAGACAACAAACAUUGCAUCAGUUACACAGAAUAUUGACAGUUAGGCAAGCAGCCAGAUGUUUCUUGGUGAUUGGAGAAUACUAUGGUCGACUACGAGCUCUAAGUUCUCUAUGGUUAUCUCGUCCACGAGAGACAUUGAUCGUGGAUGAUAAUUCAUGUCAAACAAUAACGGGGUUACAAAUGACCCAAAUAAAUGUCACGUGUCAAGCCAAGUCAAGUGAAGGAGCCAAUAGGACCAUGCCACAUGUCAAAUAAUGCAGCAGGCUCAAUAAAAUCAACGCCCAUAAAAGGCGCCACGUCACUUGAAUUUGAUUGGUCAAAGAAAGUCCAUCUUCAUCAUGAUUCUUCUUUUUCCACAACUAUAAAUAGGGGUCUCAUAAUUCAGAAAGAGGGACCCUUCAAGAACUCGAACAAGUAGCAAGAGAAAGCUCGUGAAUCAAACGCCGCAAUUUCUCUAAAAGUCUCAAGCAUUUAAAUCAAGUUCAUCAAGAUUCAAGAUC
This is a messenger RNA of Capsicum annuum, 2317 nucleotides long. Its product is annotated as transcription factor TGA2. NCBI's taxonomy places the organism in Eukaryota, Viridiplantae, Streptophyta, Magnoliopsida, Solanales, Solanaceae. The coding region runs from base 528 to 2072 and encodes 514 amino acids. Gene Ontology annotation, biological process: regulation of DNA-templated transcription; DNA-templated transcription. The record is from RefSeq and is a predicted model, not a curated record. The transcript has 14 exons. Gene Ontology annotation, molecular function: DNA-binding transcription factor activity; sequence-specific DNA binding.